AAUGCGGGACAAAUACUUGUGUUCCAAUUAAGAAUUUAACGAUCUCUUUUUAUAACUUAUUUUUUUCCACUUGUUGGUGUGAGAAGAGUUGAUCAUGCAAGGAAACGAAAACCAGUUCAAGACGUUUAGCGAAAAAUCAAAGUUAUUAUUCACACCUGGUAAUGACAACCAAACUGGAAGACGAACAAAUUUCUACGACGAAGAUGCAGGACCACAACCUCAGCAGAAAGUUUCAGAAGGAUUUCAUCUCGACACCAGGAAGAUGCUGAUUGGCGUUGCCAUAGUGAUUGGGAUCGCAUUUUCUUGGGUGGGGUCAACGCAAUUUGCUCAGAGCUCAUAUUCGCCGGAUUUUAAUGCGCCGUUCUUUGUCUCUUGGUUCUCGACCUCGUGGGUGCUUGUGGUUUUUCCUGUCUAUUUUUUGCGGGCACUACUCAGAGGAAAGAAGAUAACUCAGUUUUACAGAGAAAGUGAAAGAGUCUUUGGAAGCCAAGGCCUACACCUCAGCUCACUCCUCAAAUACGUGGGGCCAUUUUGUCUUCUUUGGGUGAUAGCCAAUUACUCUUAUGUGCGAGCCCUCGGGGUCCUUCGGGCAGCGGAUGUUAGUGCUCUGUUUUCGUCUUGCAAUGCUUUUGUUUAUGUGUUCUCCCUGAUUUGGCUGCAGGAAAGGCUCGGAAUUGUUCAGAUUUCAGCAGUUGCACUUUGUAUUGGAGGUAUAGUAAUGAUGGCUUAUGCAGAAGGAUUUGCAGGACCCAACGUUGUUGGUGUAAUACUGUCUGUAACUGCAGCAAUCGGAGCUGCUUUGUACAAGGUCUGGUUUAAAAGGAUCGUUGGAGACGCUACAUUAGGUCAAGUUUCCCUGUUCCUGUCCUGCCUCAGCUUACUCAGCACUGUACUUCUUUGGCCCUUAAUCGUCAUCUUUCAUUAUACACGUUGGGAGGAAUUCAAAUGGGAAGAUAUCCCCUGGAAAUAUCUUUGUGGAAAUGCAGUUCUAGGAAUGAUAUUCAACUUCCUGAUAAACUUUGGCAUCGCUUUUACGUACCCCUUGUUCAUCUCUCUUGGCACAGUUCUCGGUAUUCCUAUCAAUGCUGUGACAGAUUAUCUCUUUCGAGGAGCAGCGUUUGGCAGUUAUAAAAUAGUUGCUGCAUUUUCCAUCGUGAUUGGUUUUUUGUUUAUGCUGUUACCAAAAGAGUUCGAAAAAACUCUGCAGGAAACAUUUUGUUGUCGGAAGAGAGAGCGGAUCUUAAAUUGAGAUUGCGUUUGUUGUGUUAAACAACUUAUGAAUGACCCUCUCCUAGGUUUUAAUAGGCCAUUUUCGAUAUAUUAAAAUUCAAACUUGGCCCUGAGGCUUGGUGGAAUUAACAAAAGAAAUCACAUCAAGGUUGAGGGAUGAAUAAUUAAUUCCUCUUGUUUUAUAUCCCCUAGCCUCGGAGCCAUGUUAGAAUUUUAAUAUAUCGGACAUGGCCUAUUGAGCGUCUCAAGUUUGGAAGGCCAAUUGCUAACUAAUCUUUUGAUUUAUUCAAUCUUAUCAUAUAUCGCAAAACUUCCUGUAACUCCUCUUGAGUGUCAUCGGAACAUUACACGAGGCUAAGAAGACCCGGUUAUGCCAGGAAUGUCCAUUGUGCAACGGCUGUCUUCAAACGAAAU
Messenger RNA from Pocillopora verrucosa, 1644 nucleotides. RefSeq names its product solute carrier family 35 member F3. Lineage: Eukaryota; Metazoa; Cnidaria; Anthozoa; Scleractinia; Pocilloporidae. The record is from RefSeq and is a predicted model, not a curated record.